Monoraphidium neglectum is the source of this 573-nucleotide messenger RNA. RefSeq lists its product as hypothetical. The transcript has a single exon. The coding region runs from base 1 to 573 and encodes 190 amino acids. Lineage: Eukaryota; Viridiplantae; Chlorophyta; Chlorophyceae; Sphaeropleales; Selenastraceae. The record is from RefSeq and is a predicted model, not a curated record.
AUGGCCAAGGGCAAGUGUGCCACCGGCAAGAUCUCCAACCCCGCCGCCCUAUUUGCUGCCGCGAGCAUCGGCUCCACAUAUACGAGCCUGAGGCUCUCGCCGGCGAGCUCACUGAAGCAGGGCAGGCGGAAGGUCACGGCGACCGUGACCUACGCCAGCGGCGUGACCGUGAGAGCCACUUGCGACUUUGACGUGGACGACGAGGAGGCGCCGACCAUAAGCCUCGUGACGAAGUCUGUCGGCGGGGCUUGCGCGUGGCCGAGGCCCGGCAAGGCCGCCGCGUGCUUUUUGCCCAAAGAGCUGGUGAAGGUGACCGACAACUGCCGCCCGCUGCCGGCCCCGGUGUUUGUCGGCUGCGAGGUCACGUCCAACGGAGCGGCCAGUGACUGCUACCGCGAGGCGGGCAAGGUGUGCAUCAAGUACCCGGCCGCCAAUGCGGCGGAGCCGCGGGUGGCGCGUGUGACGUUUGUGGCGGAGGAUGGCACUGGGAAUGCGUCCCCAGAGACACCUGUCAUACUUACGGCGUAUGGGGCCAAGCCAGGCUCUGCGGCACUGGGGUGCAGGCCGAAGUAG